UAAAUGUUAAAUUGUUGAAACGUAAAGAUGAAAUUAAUAUUUUUUCUAUCAAUUGUUCCUACGAUUUUCACGUUAGGUAAAACAAAAGAUUGUUAUAGUUGCAUUGUUGACUCAGAAGAUCACAACAAAACAUCAUUGAGUGACUCUGUAGCCUCGAUAGCCUUAGUUGUGGGUGAUACAAUACCAACUGAAUAUUGUAACGUUUCUGAAGAUUUAAGCAGCUAUACAACAUGCUCUACUUCACGUUUCUGUGUUAAAGGUGUUAUUGAGAAUUCGUAUGGAGAAACGCUUUUACUUUUUUGUCAAGGAAAAGCCCAAUUACCUUACCUAAAACUUGAUAACCCAAAGGUGAUAGUACACAGUCAUUUUAAAAUGACCUUAUACUCAUGCGAUACAGAUUUAUGCAACAGCGUUUCUACAAUUUUUCUACAUCAUGCAAAGACAUAUUACUUAUUAUUAAUAACAUUAUUUUUUAUACGACCAUUUUGAAAGGACAGAUUAAGCCAAGACGAGAU
Molecule: messenger RNA, 515 nt
Organism: Belonocnema kinseyi
Lineage: Eukaryota; Metazoa; Arthropoda; Insecta; Hymenoptera; Cynipidae
Exons: 3
Coding region: 28-489 (153 amino acids)
Source: RefSeq, a predicted model, not a curated record